This is a messenger RNA of Macrobrachium nipponense, 8473 nucleotides long. Its product is annotated as tyrosine-protein phosphatase non-receptor type 23-like. Lineage: Eukaryota; Metazoa; Arthropoda; Malacostraca; Decapoda; Palaemonidae. The record is from RefSeq and is a predicted model, not a curated record. Gene Ontology annotation, cellular component: endosome. Gene Ontology annotation, molecular function: protein tyrosine phosphatase activity; protein binding. Gene Ontology annotation, biological process: protein transport to vacuole involved in ubiquitin-dependent protein catabolic process via the multivesicular body sorting pathway; protein dephosphorylation; early endosome to late endosome transport.
UGGUUUGAGACGUCUUGGUUUCACAAUCUUGGAACUUGUUGACAUUGAAAAAAAUGGAGGCAGUACCGAGGCUGCCUAUGUUAAGCUUUGAGCUUAAACCUAGUGCAGAAAACGUCGAAUUUGGUCCAAAACUUAGACAGUACAUUCGUGAUCAUUACAAUGAAGACCCAGAUAACUACAGCACAGAAAUCCACGAGCUGGAAGGACUGCGUGCAGGAGCCAUCCAUGCUCCAAGAGAUUUCACUGGUUGCUCAACUUUGAAACGUUACUACUGCCAACUGCAUUUCUUACUCUCACGUUUCCCUCUGACAGAAAAUUCUUCCCUGGCUAUAACAUUUAAUUGGUAUGACAUUUAUUCAAGCCUAUCUUAUAGUGUAACUGACAUCAAAUAUGAAAUGGCUUGCAUUCUCUACAAUAUUGGGGCUCUUCAUACUGAUUUAGGUGCCAUGGAUGCCAGAAAUACCCCUGAUGGCAUGAAGAUCAGCUGUACUCAUUUUCAGUGUGCUGCAUGGGCAUUUCAGCUAAGGUUGCAAUGCAAGUUGUGGAAUAUUUAAAAACUGCCAUGAAAAAUCUAGGUUCUGCAAAGUCGACAGAUGCUGUCAUAACAGAGAUUGUUGGCAGCAAAAAACUCAAGAUGUGGAGAAAAUAUUGUGAAUUCAAGAUAUCAUAUUAUGGAGCAGUUGCACUUUUAUAUCAAGGAAUGCAGGCUGAAGAGCAGCAGAAGAUGGGUGAACGACUUGCAUAUUAUCAAGCUGCUGUGGAUAUGUUGAACGAAGCAUCGAAACUCUCAAAGAAUUUGGAAAAGCAGGAGGAUGAGAUGAACAGGCUCAACAAGGCUGCUCAGUGCAUGAAUGAGACUGAUGCUGUUGAGCUAAUUGCAGAGAGUUUGACCUUUUCCAAUGAUGUGAUGAGUGGAAAACUUACCGCUGCCCAGAAAGAAAAUGAAUUUGUAUACCAUGAAAAGGUACCUCCAGUAUCAUCUCUAGCUGAGGUCAAGGGAGCCUCAUUAGUGAAGGGAAUUCCUUUCAGUGUGAAUGACCCAGAGGUAGCAGGUCAAGACAUCUUUAGUAAAUUAGUUCCUAUGGAGGCUCACCAACAUUCUUCUAUGUACAGUGAAGAAAAAGCAAAACUUUUGAGACGCAUCUGUGGUGAAAUUCAAGAGAAGAAUGAAGAGUUGGAGACUUACUUAGCUUCUAUGCAGUUAGAUUCAUUGUCCCUAGAUGACAACUCAGAUGCUUUACCUCAGGAACUGGUGGAAUGCUGUGCAGAUCUGAGUGCUAGCAGUGGUGUCCGAAAAUUGUCAGAUAUCAUGAAUAAGAUAUCCAAUUUCUACCAUGACAUUGAUGCCCAACUGAAAACUAUACAUAGUUUAAUUGAGGAGGAGGAACAGAAGGAAAAAGAGUUUCUAACAAUGAUGGGUAAAAGGGCACCUAAUAUGAUUCUGGGAGAGAUGAAGCGAGAGGCAAACAAGUAUAGAGAGGCACAUCAGAGUGCGCAGGAUAAUAAUACAGCUCUUCAUCGAGCCAUCACAAAUCACAUGCCAAAUCUACAGACCCUAUCCAAGCCUCUGGAUCAAAUAUUGGCCUCAGUCCCAUCUACUGCUGAAGUAGAAGCUCAAGCAGACCCAGCCGCCAAGCAGGAAGUGAAACGUUUGCUUGGGAAAGUGAGUGAAAUGCAAGCCCAGCGUGCCAGAUGGGAAGAUCAGCUGAGAAGAGAUCUCCAUGAAGAUGAUGUCACAAAACAGUUAGUCACAAACCAAGAGGACAUGGAAGAAUUCUUCAAGAAUGAAUUAAAGAAGCAUGAUAAACUUGUAAUUCCUCUUCAGCAAAACAUGGCUGCUCAGAAUAACAUACUUCAAGCACUGUCAGAAACCAAUGCUGCUUAUGCCACAACUCGUCGUCUUACUAAUCAGAUUCAGGCACAGCGAACAGAAGUGAUAUCUUCACUUCUGGCUUCUUAUGAUGCUUAUCUUAAUAUUUUAAAGAAAGCUGAGGAUGCUCAGGAAUUUUAUCACAAGUUAGAGGGUCAAGUUAACAAACUUUCUGCCCGUGUAAAGUCAGUGUGUCGUGUACAAGAUGAAGAACGAGAAGAAGUCCUUUCAGCAAAUGUCAAGAAGUUCACUGGGGGUGCAGCUUUACCCAAAGUUCCUGGUGCACCCAUAUUAUCCUCUGGUCAGUCCUCUGCCAUGGACCCAACUAGUUCCAGCAGUACAAGUGGACCCAAAUUAAAAGACUACUUGCAACAUAUGAAAGGAGGUGGUGGUGCUAGUGUUGCGGGUGCUAUUUCAUCAGGCGUUAUGCCUGCUAGCAGUAACACUCCAUCUCAGAUGGGAAUGUCUGGUUAUGGCUAUACUGAUCCAAGUGCACCAUAUGCUAGUAAUAUGCGACCUGCUCCUUUAGGUUCAGAACAGGGAGAUGCUCUUGCCUCGUGUGCUGGUCAGUUGCCUGGAGGUUAUUCAUCAGGCUAUGGAAGUCAGACUGGGGCUUACCAACCAUCUGCACCUUCUCCAGCUCCAUCCCCAGCACCGCAGAGCUUAAGUUCACCUCACAAGUUGCCUAUUUCAGGUGGUCCAUAUGGAGCAUCUUCACAUUACUAUGCAUCACAGCAAAUGGGUUCUACAGCAUACCCAGCUGUUACAACAGCUGCCAGAUCUGCAAGUACCACCCAUCCUUCUACAGUAGCUGCCACUGCUCCAAGCACUACUACAUCACCAUCUUAUCCUUCAGUCUCGGGCCCUGUUACUCAGCCUUCAAGUCAGUAUAGUGCACACCAUUCCUAUUAUGGUUAUCAGGCAUCUUCCCAUACAACAUCAACCUUAUCUAGUAACAAUAAUUCCCAACUAAAGUUACCACUAGGUUCCCCAAGUCAUAGUGCUGGAACCACAGGACAACAGAACCCUUAUCAAGUACGUUAUAAUUAUGGAUCAAUACCUUCUCCAGUAGCUGGAAUGAAUUCUGCUUCAAGUGGUGCAGGUGGAGCUCAGUCAUCUUCAUCAGGAGAGAGAAGUAACUUAUCCCAAGGAUAUUAUAAUUAUUAUCAACAGGUAUCUACUGCUAGCAGUGUUGUCAGUAACAUUCCCACAACUCAGGCGAGCACAAGUUCUACUACACAGAUAGCUGUAACUCACCCAAGUUAUCCAUCAUCUGCAACAUCCACAAGUAGCCUUAGUAACACUCAAUAUUCAUACCAGUAUCCACGAACUCAAGCUGCAACAACUCCUGUUACUACUGUUAGUCAAGCAGCAACUAAUAUAACAGGAUACACCAGUCAGAAUGCUGAAGGGUAUUUGGGGCAACCUGGAUAUGCAAAUACAGCAGGAUCAUUCUAUUCUUCAAAUACUUCAACUGCACAGCCUGGUUACUCAAAUCCAGAAGCACCUGGGUAUUCUGGAUCUCUCACAAAUCAGACCGUGGGUACCUACAAUGGAGUUAGUUACCAGCCACAGCCUUCCACAACAACUCCCCAGGCUACAGGAGCUGCAACCUCUAAGUCAUCAGUUUAUCAUCCAUUAUCAACAACUGGACAGUGGAAUGCGUAUAGUGGAUAUUCUCCUAGUAGUAUCACAUCAUAUACCAACAGUCAAGCAGGCACAGCAGGAACAAAGACAAGUCAAAUGGGUGGAACUAAUGGGACCAAUUACUCAUAUCCAUAUAACCAUACAUCAUCUGUUGCCACCACUACCAAUACAGUAACAUCAGCUGGUAGUGGUACUAUUCAAGCUCAGGGAGUCUAUUCCUCUACGGGGGCCCAAGGUCAGGCUGGUGUCCAGUACCACCAAGGAACACAGUAUAAUCAGAAUUAUACACAGCAGCAGCAGUGGGCUCAAUACAGAACUCCACAGUCAUAUCAGCAGCCACAGAUGGGUGGUAGUCACUCUCGGCAGCAACAUCCUCAACAAUUACCGCAAGCUCACCCACAGCCACAGCAACUGCAGCAGCCAUCACAACAACCUCAGCAGCAACCUCAACACCCACCACAGCAGAUUCACCAACAGCAACCUCAGCUUCCACCACAACAACCUCAACAACAGCCACAGCAGCAAGUUCAGCAGCCUUAUACACAGCAGCCCCAUCAGCAAAAGCCACAGCAACCACAACAGUCGACUGGCAUCUCAAAUCUGGACCUGCUUUCUGGUAUUGAGCUAACAUCUCCUCCAGGCUCACAGUGGUCACCUUUAACUCCUCAGCCUGCAAGUGGUGGAGGGAGACCCUUAUCAGAUGCUAGUAAUAAUGCUGGGGGAGAAGCUAGCCCAGCUUUGCCUACACAUUCUGGUACUGCUCCUGAUGUGACUUCUACAGCAGCCUCUUCAAACCAGUUGCCGUGUAAUGUUGGGAACAACCUACCCAAUGUUGUAUCUAGUAAUACAGCUGUCACAAGCACUCCCUCAGAAACAUCUGGUGCUGUCUCCUCCAGCAUCCUAGACCUCACGGCUUUGGCUAAGCGAAAGCAGACAGUAGUAGACCCACUUUCAGAUGAUGAAACACUUCAGAGACUUGCAGGGGAAACUGAACGUUUGAGUAAACUUGUAGAGGGUCUGGAAAGAAAAUCUUUGAAUGGGCCUACAAAUCUUGACCUUAAAUGGAAGGAACUAUCAGAUGUAUUGGAAAAGGAAUGUGGUGAAUUAAAAGUAUCUGUGGCAAGGUGUUAUCCAUUGAAGAACCGAUUUGCUGAUAUCUUACCCUAUGAUCACACUCGUGUGAAGCUUCCAUCAGCUAGGGAUGAUUAUAUUAAUGCAUCACAUGUUCAGAUAAAGUCAACAGAUCAAAGUUUUCCUUUAAUAUUGACACAAGCUCCAAUGCCUGCAACAUUUAUAGACUUUUGGACCAUGGUAUGGGAACAACAAGUUGAGAUUAUUGUUUGCCUGAAUUCGGAGGCUGAGGUUAAAGGGCAGAUUUAUUGGCCAAGUGAUGUUGGAUCUAGUUGUGAGUAUGGUCAGAUAUCUGUAACACUACAUAGCAGUUGUGAAGGUGGCAGUCCUCUUUCUUGCCGACGGGUUCUUCACAUUACUCACAGAACCUCCAAGCUUACACGUGUGAUUAUUCAUAUGCAGUUCCUCGGGUGGCCACCAAGUGCAAUGCCUGAAAGUCCAGGGCCACUGUUGCAGUUUAUAGCCGAUGUUCACACUUUCCAGCGACAACAAAGGAAUAAACUACGUGAAGUUCUGGUUCAUUGUGUCCCAGGAUUAGGGAGGUCCACAGUUUUUACUGUUCUGUCUGCAUACAUGAGGGAACUUCUUGCUAGUGGUACUUUGAUCGACUUGACAACCUUGCUUUUAGAUCUUAACAAGCAAAGACGAGGUGGCAUCCAGGAUAAAGAUCACCUUCAUUUUGUCUUCUCUGCAGCUCUUUACUUUGCUCAAGAUGUUCUCAUGAAGCGUGGAAUCCUAACUAACAAGGCCACAUUUGAAGAAGGUCCACGGGAAAAAACUCAUGUUCGUCAUCCCUCAGCUGACCUGCUUUCUGCAUAUGAUUUUUCCCGUCUAAAAAGCAAACUUGGAUUAGAUCAAGAAAGUGGAAAGUCUGGAAGUGAUGAAGAACAUUCUCGUCGCAAUUCAUCAGCAUCUCUAGUGAGUAAUGGUUCUACAGGGUUUGAUCAGGCAUUGAAGGAUGGACAGAGAGAGGCAAGUAAAGAGUCUCUGGCAUCUGCUAACUCUCCAGGGUUAGCUGAUUCAGGCUGUGAUGCAUCAAGUGUUGAUGCUAACGACAUUGGUAGUGCCUUGGAAUCAGAAUCAAAUGGCUUGACAAGUAAACCCAUUGGGCUUCUAGAUCCAAGCCUCUCUUCAAUCUCUCCAAGUUUAGCAGCUAGUUUAGAUCCACAACAGUUCAAGAUUGAUCCACCAGUGCCUGCAAAGUUUAUGAAAAUUACAAAAGAAAGCUUUGAGAAUGUUUCUGGUGGGUCUCUAAAGCACUCUGAAGAUCCUAAUGAUCCAUUCAGUGGUCUUGAUCCACUUUGGUCACACAAGAAGUCAUAAUUUUUUCUUAGCUUUCCAUCCAUAUUACAUAUCUGCCAGACAUCCCAGAUUAUUUUAUCAUGCCUUGCCUUUGCUGGGAUAGUAUACCAUUGGUACUAGCUUAACAUUGUUUGAAGAGAAUGUCUUUGAAAGCUUCCAAAACAAUUUCUGCAGGUGUAUUUUUGGGUUUCCUUGUGUUUUCAAGUAGUGGUCAGUACUAUGUAAUUGGAGAGGACCGAUCCAAACAGGGAAGCACUUGUUAAUAGAAAUACAACAAUCAGGAAUUAAUAAACCCACAAAUUAAAUAAAGAAUUUCUUGAUAUUUUCAAUAUUUCAGAGAUUCAUUUCUUGAAAACACACUUUAUCAUUCAAAAGUGUGUGUGUGUGUGUUAGCACAGUUUAAGUUUUUACCUUAGCCAUAUUUUGCUAGUCCUCAACUAUAUUUUGGUAGCUGUUAUAUAAAGGGCACUUUUGCAUUUCCUGCUCAGGCCUUAAAACUUUUUUGUUGAGAAAAAAGAGAAUCUUUUGCUCUUGACUUGUAUAUCCCAUUAUAUAUUAGGAAGAUUUCAUGUUAAUAUGCAGGAAAUGGGAAGUUUUACUUUUUACCAAUUAGUUUGCAUAUCAUUUGGUUUCUAGGUAAAAUUGUUUUAAAAUGUGAUGCAGAAUUUUGUCAUUAAUUGAUCUACUGUAAAGAUACUUUUGAAUACACCUUAAGGAAAUACUGAUGUGAUAAUAAAGUCAGUGUUACUGCUUAUUUAGAGAACUUUUGCCUUUACUUUGGGAUCAGGUUAGAAAAUUAGUUUUAUGAAAAAUAUUGAUAAAAAUAUGAAAAAUAUAAAAAUCAUUGGUGCUCAAUUAGUUGGUAUUGGAAUUAUUAGGCUCUGUAGUAGUUAGAAUAUAGUUGAAAUAUUUUGGUAUCUAACCACCUAUCAGCAUACUGUAAAACAGUUUUGUAUUACUUAUUUUCUAUGGGGAGUUGAGGUUCAGGUAUUAUGAGUAAAUGGCAUUGCUGCUUAUGGCAAACUGAAAUGAGUGUUAACUUGAAUUGUAUGCCACUUUAAAAGAAAAUGGGUAUUAUUCUAAGUUUUAUGUUGUACAGUAAGAAUGAAUGAAAUGGUGGUAAUUGAGAAGACUUAGAAAUGCUUGUUGUACUAGCAGAUUGGGUAUGAGUCUCUUUGGAGCAAGGGAAAGUAUUGUAAAAAGAUUUUGCUGUUUUCCCAGUAGGUUCAUUCAGUAAAUCUCAAUGGAAGAUUAAUGGCUUGCCAAACAUAGUGGCUGAUAUAGUUUCAUUAAGGUUUAUAAUCACUACCAAUUUGCAAAUUGAUUUUGAGGAAACAUUUAGGUCUCCUUAUCUUGUGAAAGCCAUUAUUUUUUGCAUUUAGGAGUGUAAGACAGCUGCCAGUGUUGAUUUGGCUGUUUAUAAGUCCUCAGUUUGACCUAUUUUGCAGACAAGCUUGUUUUGUACAUUUCUCUUAUAUGUUACCAUGCAAAAUGUUCACUAUAUUGAAGAAUUUAGGUAAAUUUUAAGAAUUCUGGUACAGUAUUGCAUAGCAUUUAUGGUUCACAUAGGAUAAGGAGCAUUUUUUUUUGUAGAUUAUACCUACAAUGCAGUACUUACAUGAUACCUGAUAAAGAUCUGAAGGUUCAGUUAAUUUUGGAUAAAAGAAGGCCCUCUUCUUGGAUAUAAACUGUUGUACUUUGUUGAAAAUACACUAAAAAUCUUUAGGCUUUAUGAGGACUAUAAUCUUCAUAAAACUAAAGGAUUUUAAAUGUAUUUAUAACAAUACACCAAAGUUUUUUAAGAAAAGGGUCAUAUUUUAUCCUCAGGAGAGAACAUGAUUGUUCUUCAUAGUCUUCAUUAUUAUUCUGUUGUUUAACCUGACCACUGAGCUAAUUUAUUUAGCUCUCCUGGGGCUGGCCAAAAGGAUUUAUUACUAUUAAUAAAGGUUAAAAUUUAUUUGAUUAAAUUACUGCUUUUUAAAAAUUUUAUAACUGGGCUUAUUGGAACUGAUGGAGAUUCCUACAAAUUUCUGUUUCCAAAGCUUGACAUUUGUUCCCUAUUAUACUUUGGACAUCUCCCGCCAUCUAAAAACAAUGUGUAACUUAGCUAGCAGUACUUUACAUUCUGCAUGUUCACUGCUUUAUGAUUUUGCAUUUUGUAAUUGGGAUUUAUGAAAACAUUGUUAAAUUGUUGUAAUUUCUUUGAAGUGACAUUUUUCAUAAAUUACUUACAUAUUCAAGUCAGUCUCAUUUGAAAUUAAUAUUUUCCACUUUUUAUUGAAUGAUGAAUAUAAAUUUAACAAGCUGCUAUGGUAAGCUCUGGAUUAAUCUUGGGUAUGUCAGUGUGUAUGCUGAUAUACCUCAAGUAAAAUGGUCUUUGCUCUGGGUAUCAUUAUACCAUGUGCUUGUGUAUAUGUAGUUGUGAUUAAGCACUGUGAUUAUUUAUAUGAACAUAAUGUUUGCUUCUGAAUAUUUACUUGACCAUAUUUGUAAGCUAAGGAAAGACAUAUACUAUCUUAUUUC